Messenger RNA from Megalops cyprinoides (Indo-Pacific tarpon), 5838 nucleotides. It is a transcript of the gene srebf1, whose product is annotated as sterol regulatory element binding transcription factor 1. The coding region runs from base 231 to 3767 and encodes 1178 amino acids. Gene Ontology annotation, cellular component: nucleus. The transcript has 18 exons. NCBI's taxonomy places the organism in Eukaryota, Metazoa, Chordata, Actinopteri, Elopiformes, Megalopidae. The record is from RefSeq and is a predicted model, not a curated record. Gene Ontology annotation, molecular function: DNA-binding transcription factor activity, RNA polymerase II-specific; protein dimerization activity; RNA polymerase II cis-regulatory region sequence-specific DNA binding. Gene Ontology annotation, biological process: regulation of transcription by RNA polymerase II.
UUGCUUUGAGUACCAGUAUGGAGGCGGAAGAGGGCAGCGAGUAGUCAGACUAAUCAAUAGCAAAGUUUUAUUUAUCCUAGUGCUCCGAAUGAUUUGCAGCUCCCGGUGUUUGCAGAUGUAGCUGGCGAGCCGCGACACGUUGUUGCUUGUUAUAACGACAAGCGUUGUUUUAUUUGCAUGGCAAGUGUUGUAUCUGGAAUUGUAAACAACAGUACGUAAAACAAGUCAAAAUGAAUAACUUAUCCUUUGACGAUCCGUCACUGGACAACCUGGAUCCCAGCCUGUCUCUAAAUGAUCCCAGCGAUAUUGACACGGCGCUGCUGAACGACAUAGACGACAUGCUGCAGCUUAUUAACAACCAGGACAUGGAGUUUACUGGCCUGUUUGACCACCCCCACUUUGCUGGGAUGGCCCCUGCACAGGACGUCCCAGGCCUCCCCAACACCAGCCCCUCUCCCCCUCCCCUCUCCUCCUCUUCCCCCUCUUCCUCCUCCUCGUCCUCCUCUUCCACCACUCUGGGGCCUGGCAGCACCCCUCACCUGGAUGCCCUGCUGGGCCCGCCCACCACCCGCAGUGCUUCCCCUCCCACAAAGGUGUACCAGCCCCCCACCUUCCAGCAGCCCCCGCCCCAGCCCCAGCUCCAGCAGAUAACGACACCGCCACUGCGGCCGACGCCUGCGACCCCCACCCCUGCCCCUGCCCCUGCCCAGACCAACCUGGAGCCCCGGCAGCCCAAACUGCAGCAAACCCCCCCGCCUGCCCUUCACCCACCUGCGGGGAUGAGCCCCCCAGCGUUCAGCUCCACCCCCCAGGCCCUUUUCACCUCUCCCCCUCCCCAAACGCAACUGCAGCAGCAGCAACAACAACAGCAGCAGCAGCAGCAACAGCCUCUGAUCAGUUACACCCCCCAGAGUGGAUACCAAGCUGUCAAACAAGGAGGCACCGCCCAAACCCUUGCCAGUGUCCCUGCUUCUCCACAGCACAUACAGCCAACCACCAUCCAGGCCCAGGUGCAGAGCCUACCCACACAGCCCAUACUGGCCACGUCCUCGACUCCGCCCACACACACCAUCUCUCCUCACGUUCAGCAAGUUCCGGUGUUGCUUCAGCCCCAGUUCAUUAAAGCAGACUCUCUGCUGCUCACGGCCCUGAAGCCGGAUGCUUGCACCAUGGUGACGACUGUGGCAUCCCCCUGCAUCACCACCCUGGCCACCUCGACCGCCCCUGUGCAGAGCACCUCCCUGCAGGCUCUCAUGAGCGGCGGCACCAUCCUAACCACCGUCCCGGUCAUGGUGGACGCCGAGAAGCUGCCCAUCAACCGCAUCGCCAUCGGCGGCAAGCCGGCGGGCCCGCCCCACAAGGGCGAGAAGCGCACCGCCCACAACGCCAUCGAGAAGCGCUACCGCUCCUCCAUCAACGACAAGAUCCUGGAGCUCAAGGACCUGGUGGCGGGCACGGAGGCCAAGCUGAACAAGUCAGCAGUGUUGAGGAAAGCCAUCGACUACAUCCGUUUCCUGCAGCAGUCCAACCAGAAGCUGAAGCAGGAGAACAUGGCUCUGAAGAUGGCCGCCCAGACGAACAAAUCUCUGAAAGACCUGGUUGCCAUGGAGGUGGACGGGGCGCAGUGCGAGGUGAAGAGCGAGCUGCCCACCCCCCCACCCUCAGACGCAGGCUCCCCCCAGCACAGCAGCCCCUUCUCCCACUGUGGCAGCGACUCGGAGCCCGACAGCCCAAUGGGGGAGGACAGCAAGGCGGUUAAGACGGAGCGCCCCGCGGCAGGCAGUGUGGGCAUGCUGGACCGCUCGCGCAUGGCCCUGUGUGCGUUCACCUUCCUCUUCCUCUCCCUCAACCCGCUGGCGGCGCUGCUGUGCGGAGGAGCAGGUGCCACCACUUCUGCAGGGGCCCCUGAGCAUUCUGGGACGGGCAGGAGCAUGCUGGGUCUGGAGGGCGGAGCAGAGGCUGCUGGCUGGCUGGACUGGAUGCUGCCCACCCUGUUGGUCUGGCUCCUGAACGGGGUGCUGGUGGCGGCGGUGCUGAUCCGGCUGCUGGUGUACGGGGAGCCCGUGACCCGGCCCCACUCCGGCUCCUCCGUCCUGUUCUGGAGGCACCGCAAGCAGGCCGACCUGGACCUGGCCCGGGGAGACUUCGCUCAGGCCUCUCAGAACUUGUGGACGUGCCUGAAGGCGCUUGGCCGGCCGCUGCCCACCUCGCAGCUGGACCAGGCGUGCGCGGCGCUGUGGGCGGGGCUGCGGCUCUGCCUGCAGCGCCUGUGGGUCGGGCGCUGGCUGGCGGGCAGGGCCGGGGGGCUGAGGUCAGGCCCCCCCCUGCAGGAGGACGCUCGCAAGAGCAGCCGCGACGCUGCCCUCGUCUACCACCGCCUGCACCAGCUGCACAUGACAGGCAAGCUGUGUGGCAGCCACCUUUCGGCGGUGCACAUGGCGCUGAGCGCGGUGAACCUGGCCGAGUGUGCGGGGGAGUGCCUCCCAGUCGCCACGCUAGCGGAGAUCUACGUCUCUGCGGCCCUGAGGGUGAAGGCCAGCCUACCCCGCGCCCUGCACUUCACUGCUCGCGUGUUCCUCAGUAGUGCUCGGCAGGCCUGUCUGUCCCCCAGCGGCAGCGUCCCCCCAGCCAUGCAGUGGCUUUGCCACCCCCUGGGCCACCGCUUCUUUGUGGAUGGGGACUGGGCGGUGCGGAGCACCCCGAAAGAGAGCAUCUACAGCCAGGCGGGAAACACCGUGGAUCCCCUGGCCCAGGUGACCCAGGCGUUUCGGGAGCACCUGCUAGAGAAAGCGCUGUACUGCGUGGCCCAGCCGCAGGGCGAGAAGAUACCCGGCUCCGGCGAGGGGGAGUACUCUGACGCCCUGGAGUACCUGCAGCUGCUGACCAGCUCCUCGGACGCCGCGGGCGCCACCGCGCAGUGCUUCGCCAUCGGAUCCAACAUGGCCACCCUGACAGGUUGCGACCCGCAUUCCAAGUGGUGGUCCAACAUGGCGGUGGUGGUGAUCAACUGGCUGCAAGGAGACGACACUGCGGCGGAGAGGCUUUACCCGGCUGUGGAGCACCUGCCCCGCAGCCUGCAGACGGCAGAGAGCCCGUUGCCCCGAGCUACGCUGAGUGUGUUCAGAGCGGUGCGCGCCCUUCUGAGCAAACCAGAGAACUACCAGCUGAGUCUGAGUCACGGCGAGAGAGCCAGCGGCCUUCUGAGGGACAGCCUCAACCUGGGACCCCACUGCCACUGCAGCAGCAUAGACAAGGUGGUGCAGCUCCUGCUGUGUGACCUCCUCCUGGUGACGCGCACCAGCGUGUGGCGGCAGCAGCAGAGCGCCACGCCCGGCGGGGCCCUGCAGGCCACGCCCCCCGAGCUGCACGGCUUCCAGCAGGACCUGAGCUCCCUGAGGAGGCUGGCACAGAGCUUCAGACCCGCCACGCGCCGGCUGUUCCUGCAUGAGGCCACAGCGCGGCUGAUGGCGGGGGCCAGUCCCACACGCACCCACCAGCUGCUGGACCGCACUCUGAGGCGCCGCGCCACGCCUGGAGCUAAAACAGAGGAGUGCGAGGCGCGGCCGGGGCAGCGGGAGCAGGCGGAGGCGGUGAUGCUGGCGUGCCGCUACCUGCCGCCCUCCUUCCUGUCGGCGCCGGGGCAGCGCGUGGGCAUGCUGGCGGACGCCGCGCGCACCCUGGAAAAGCUGGGGGACAAGCGCAGCCUGCACGACUGCCAGCAGAUGAUCAUCAGGCUGGGCAGCGGCACCACCGUCACCUCCACCUAGUGACGCGCACACCAGCGUGCGCACGCACCGCUCCAGUCACGAUCGCUACACACGCACGCGUGCGCACACACAAACGUUUCCACACACCGCUGCAUACAGGCACACGCGUGCACACACGCACACACACACACACACACACACACACACACGGGUGAAGUGACCGAUCCCGGACAGCCCUCUGAGCCCUGCAGCGGUCUGAACAGACAACCCGAGUGAGAACAAACAACAACCUGGCUGGGAGAGCAUCCCCCUGCUCUCCUGCUUCAUCCAUUAGUCUCAGUGAUGUUGGGUUUAAGGCCCUUAGAUGCUUGUUGAAGUUAGUCACUCAUUGCUGAUACAAACUAGUACAAUCCCACCUUUUAUUCUGUGAACAGUAUCGGCCAAAACCAAUUACAUGGGCAAAACAGCAUUUCUUAGUUUACGUAAUUGGAACUGGAAGUUUUUUUUUGUCAUUGGUGUUAUUGCUUCGAUUGUUAUUUAUUUUAUUUAUACUCCCUGAUUAAAUCGGUUGAUUUGAAUCGUUUUUUUUCUCUGAACAGAUGCACUGCGGUGACGGAUUGUGGCCACUCGGGGGGCGCUCGGUAACCCGAGCUGCGCGUCAGAGCGCGCUGGCUAGUUUGUGGAGUGCUUGAAAGCGCAUGUUUUCGUAGGCCAGCUGGAUGUUUUUUGAUGUGAAAGACGUUUGAACUGAGCGGGAGCCUCGUUGUUGGAGGGAGGCCGCGGUGACCGUCUCUCUGUCCGUCUGUCCCACUGCCAGGGGGAGGGUGGCUCGGUUGGAGCCCGCACAGGCUCCUUACACAGAUCACAUUGUACAGAUCUUUCCUGCACUACCCUUGCUGGGCUGAAUUUGACAAAUGGAAAAAAAAGGCUUUAUGAGGUUACUUUCUCAUAGUUUGGUUAAGUUUUCUUCGUGUAUAUUUUAAAGUGUAUUUAUAAUUUGUCACAGAUUUUGAUGAUCAGUAUUUCUUCAUUGUAGAGUGGUAUAUAUUCUUCCCGUUGUCUUGUAUUGGAAUGUGGCUUGCGCUCCGAGGGUGUUGGUUGUGUUGAGGAGUUGUUACUGAGAGUAACGGGAUGGUUUAAAUGGGGUAGCGAUCUUCAGAGGGGGAGAAGGACUGCAUUUCUACUGUAACGAUGCUACUUAAUUUCAGUAAGAACCUGAUGUACAUUUGACAGUAUUUAGAUUCCUGUGUCCGCCUAUAGAUCACAGGCAUGAUUUUUUUGGUCUGCGAGUGUAAACAAAUGUUUUUAUACCAUUUCGCUAACAGGGGGGAUUGCCUCUGAUCAGCUAUAUUAUUGGAAUGUUACAUUUAAUAAUGUGGAGCUUAAACUGGUCUGUAGUCUAUUAAAAUGACAGGGCUCCGAUGACGUCACUGCCCGCCUUUCGCAAAUCCAUCUCGAUUAAAUCGAGCAGCUGCAAUAUUUUCUGCUGAAUAUUGGUACGGACACAAUAUGCUAACACGUGCUUUAGUUUUAGCGCUUAAUAUCAGUAAAGGUAAAAAAAAAAAGUACAUAAUGGCUCAACACAUUUUGAAAAUCAUGAAACGUCACUGUCAAUACAGUUGGACGAAACUUCUACCGCGAACUUCUGGUUUUCCAUGGCCCGAUAACGAGAGAAAUUCUGGAAUCCUUGACCUCAGACACAAGGUGUAUCGUCGGGAUGUAUUUGGAUGAGACCGUUAAAGGCAUGCAUAAAUGCUCCCCUGUAAGGCCCACGUAAAAUACCAUUACCGUAUCCUAGAACAGUUAUCUUCUGACGAUGGUCGUCGCGUCAUCCACCGUUUCCCCAGCCGUCUGAGAUACUCACCCAACAGAGCGCACCAGAGCGUCGGUCCCAGCGGUGUCCGUUUGGGCCGCCGCGGGAAUCUGUGAAUCCCUCGGUCAAUGGCUUAUCGUUUAUGUUGCUUUUGUUUUCGGAACGGGUUCAACUAAGAUUUAAAGUGGCGAGGACGAAAAGACAAGCGUCUGCUCCCCUCCCGGAUUGAUUAACAAGUCUGUAGCGAGUGUAAUUUGUUCCACAGGAAAGCGGAAAGUUCUUUGUUUUUAAACUCACAUGUUUCCUCGGACUCCUGUU